GAAAACAUCCGACAAGGUAGACCGAUAAAUUAAGAUAACAUUGUUUGUAUAUAUGUAAUCUUAAAGAUAUAGUUAUAUCGGCCUAGUCACAUGAAAUUCAUACGAUCAGGUCGUUUAUAAUUAUAACACUUUUAUGUUAUAUCAGUCAAUUAUUUGUAGAAUAAUGAUGAGGACGGCUGUACUGGUGUUGUUGGCUGUAAACUGGUGCAUACCCCGGGGGUCGGGCACACCCCUAGACGACUACGUGAAUAGACCCGACCCUACCUACAAUUAUGAGAUUAUUGACACCUAUACUGGUUCCGGGUAUACGUUAUAUACGAUCAACAUGACUUCACAAACAUGGAAACCAGAUUUACAAAGUCAGCCUGUCUGGUGGCACUAUUUGUCCGUCACUGUACCUGACAAACUAGAUCUACAGAACGCCGGUUUCCUCUUCAUUGACGGCGGAUCAAACACAAAUAGCCCACCGAAGCCGACAGACACAUUUGUGGAAUUAACUACCAUCGUGGCUGCAACGACAAACUCAGUUGGUGCGAAUCUCAAAAUGGUGCCAAAUCAACCUAUUGUUUUCAAGGCUGAUCCAAAACAGCAGAGAAGAACGGAAGACGCUAUUAUCGCAUGGACGUGGAAAACGUUCGUAGAUCAAAAAGGUGCCGAUCCAGAAAUAUUGUUACGUAUGCCAAUGACAAAGGCUGGUGUGCGUGCAUUGGACACAAUGAAUGAUUUAACAAUGAAGAAGAAAGGCGUCGGUGUAGACAGAUUUCUUGUUGCGGGAGCUUCUAAGCGAGGCUGGACUACUUGGACGGUUGGUGCUGUAGACAAGAGAGUUAUUGCCAUAGCACCCAUUGUCAUGGAUCUGCUUAACAUGCAAACUAACUUACAUCAUUAUUAUAGAGCAUUAGGUGGCUGGACGUUCGCCUUCGAUGAUUACUAUAACUUGAACUUUACACAAGAUCUGGAUAGCCCCUAUAUCAAACAAAUGGCAUCUAUAAUUGACCCUCUCUCAUACAAUGACAGAUAUGAAAAUAAACCAAAACUUAUCACAAGUACAGGAGGCGAUGAGUUCUUCAUGGUUGAUGAUUCUAAAUAUUAUUUUGAUACCCUCAAAGGACCAAAAUACCUCCGGAUGAUACCAAACGCUGAACACAGUCUCGCGGGCCACGAGAUCGGUUUGUUGUUUGGCAUACGAGCGUUUUACUUGUCAGUCAUGAGGAACAAACCUCUACCUCAAAUUAGCUGGAAACUAAACACUACGUCAACUGGCGGGAAAAUAACGUUGAUGUCAGACACUAUACCACAGACAGUUCACUGUUAUCAUGCGACAACAUUAGACGCAAAAAGAAAAGAUUUUCGUCUGCUCAGAGGGACACCAGGCGAUCCAAGUAAACCCCAGGUACAUCCGGUCUUAUGGAAACAACAGUAUGUUCCACAAACGAGCUCUACAACAUGGGAAAUGGAAUUAAAUAAUCCAGUUGAGGGAUGGACGGCCUUCUUUAUCCAGGUGACGUUUGCUGGUGUAGAGGAUUCUGUAUUAGAGUUUACCACCCAGACGUUGAUAAUUCCCGACACAGACCCGUUCCCUGAUUGCCUCGGACAGCAAUGCAAGGGCACUCUUGUGUAGACAGUCUUAUGUUGUAAAUUACGACAAUGUGAAUAGAAUAGUGUGAUAACCUAAUUAACUAAAGAUAUAUUGAUGUUCACUUUGGAUUGUGACUUAGUGAAUGCAUUAUUGUGUCUUCUUUGAAUUCUCAGGAAUACUGUAAUGAAUUAGUUUAACCUGUCAGCUAUUUAUAAAAAAAACCCACCCACUGUUAGUUUAAUUUAAAUUUGAUCGCUAUUUAAAGAAUAACAUGAGUUAUUUUAAAAUCAUAGAUUGGUAUACAUGUAUAUUGGUAUUGGUAGUAGUGCAAAUUGUUUGAUUGAAUAUAUAAAGACAGGAAUGAACACACAAUUUUACCAAAACAGUCCGAGUGACUCUAGUCCUUUCUCGGUGCUCGAUUUUAAUUUUAAGCUACUGUCAUAUGUAUGGUAAACAAUGUCCUUAAUGUCCUUAUUUUUUUGAAUGUCAGUAAUAUUUAAGUGCAAUAUUAUGUUUAUUCUAUAUACAUGUAUAUAAUCCUUUGUAUGUUUAUGUCAUUUCACUUCUGCCAAAUAUAAAACAUACAAAAGUGCAGAA
This is a messenger RNA of Ruditapes philippinarum (Manila clam), 2176 nucleotides long. Its product is annotated as autocrine proliferation repressor protein A-like. Bases 134 to 1621 code for a protein of 495 amino acids. Lineage: Eukaryota; Metazoa; Mollusca; Bivalvia; Venerida; Veneridae. The record is from RefSeq and is a predicted model, not a curated record. The transcript is spliced from 14 exons.